Messenger RNA from Aureobasidium melanogenum CBS 110374, 981 nucleotides. RefSeq lists its product as uncharacterized. The transcript has a single exon. Lineage: Eukaryota; Fungi; Ascomycota; Dothideomycetes; Dothideales; Saccotheciaceae. Bases 1 to 981 code for a protein of 326 amino acids. The record is from RefSeq and is a predicted model, not a curated record.
AUGGAAUCGAUUCUCACCGUCUGUCACGCCAACGACAAGACUAUCACGAUGUUGCCUGCGUCGAUAUUAGAGUCUGGAAAUUCACAUGGAAGGUACAACACUGUAUCUGCCACUGCCGAAGAGAUAGCCAGACUACGUAAAGUCUUGCCGCCCGACACACCCCUAGGUGCACCACCUCGCAACAUAUACACUUUCUCUUACUUUGCCGCCUUAGUGCGCCAAAAUCAGGACAUGAAGAGUGAAGACCCACACACAGUAAAGCUACCUCUCUGGCUUGCAGUCGAGAUACUUUCCUACCAGAACUCUUACCAGAUCACUGGAGUCGUCAGCGAAACCGCCAUCUACGAAAUCGAAGAUGCUCUAUCUCCAUUCGUACAGCCCGACAUCUUCAACACUAAGCGCUACUUCAUCCGACUAAACGAUUACUUACCAAAAGACUCUGAAAAAGCAAAAAUGCCCAUCUCCUCUCUUCGCCAAUUGGUGCUUUGUCUACUAACUUCAAAUCGCGCAAGAGGAGAUUUUGAAGCUCAUGUUAUGGAAAAUAGGCAAGUGCAUAUCUAUUUGCAUGUAUGGGAUGAUGAAAUGGCACGAGGAGUGGAGUUUCGUUGUUUUGUGCCGCCUGUUGCGCGCUUUAAUGACAGCAGACCAAGGAUGGUGGCUGCGAGUCAGUAUUACUGGCAUAGGUCGUUCCCAGUCGCUGCUUUUGAGCCUAGAGACACUGUUGACGUUGCUCUUACUUCUGCUGAGGAGAUCCUAGGCCAGAUCUUGAGCACGGCGACUGCUCGAGGUACUCUCCAAGAACUCAAGGCUUGGAGUUUCACGUUUGAUAUUGUGAUCAAGAGGGGUGGGCGUGUGCAGCUGGUAGAGGUGAAUCCAUUUGGAGUGGACAGCAGAUGCGGCAGUUGUCUUUUUCAUUGGAUAGAUGAUGCGAAACUGCUUUACGGAGGUAAAAAUGGAAUUGAAGUCAGACUGUUGAUCUGA